Impatiens glandulifera is the source of this 605-nucleotide messenger RNA. Its product is annotated as 60S ribosomal protein L14-1. Gene Ontology annotation, biological process: translation; ribosomal large subunit biogenesis. The record is from RefSeq and is a predicted model, not a curated record. The coding region runs from base 59 to 463 and encodes 134 amino acids. The transcript is spliced from 4 exons. Gene Ontology annotation, cellular component: ribosome; cytosolic large ribosomal subunit. Gene Ontology annotation, molecular function: structural constituent of ribosome; RNA binding. Lineage: Eukaryota; Viridiplantae; Streptophyta; Magnoliopsida; Ericales; Balsaminaceae.
CGCCUAGUUCUUACCUGCACCUGUUUCUCCUCCGCCUCUCUCUGCAGCCGAAGCAAAAAUGCCGUUCAAGCGUUUCGUGGAGAUCGGAAGGGUUGCACUCGUCAACUAUGGCCCAGAAUACGGAAAGCUCGUCGUCAUUGUCGAUGUUAUCGACCAGAACCGGGCUCUUGUUGAUGCCCCGGAUAUGGUUAGAAGCCAAAUGAACUUCAAGAGGCUUUCUUUGACAGAUAUCAAGAUUGAUAUCAAAAGGGUACCUAGGAAGAAGACUUUGAUUGAGGCAAUGGAAGCUGCAGAUGUUAAGAACAAGUGGGAGAAAAGCUCGUGGGGAAGGAAGUUGAUUGUGCAAAAGAGAAGGGCUUCAUUGAAUGACUUUGAUAGGUUCAAGAUCAUGUUAGCCAAAAUCAAGAGGGCUGGAGUUGUUCGCCAGGAACUUGCCAAGCUGAAGAAACAGGUUGCUGCAUAACUAACUACUACUUAACUCUCCCUAGAAGUUGAAUUUUGUUUAAGACAUUAUUAUUAUGUUCAAAUUUGAGGUUUUUCAUUGCUUUUGGUUGAUGUGUUUCAGACAUUCCUUCAUUGUUUUUAUUAAUGCUGGAUUUUGUUUA